Panicum hallii is the source of this 622-nucleotide messenger RNA. RefSeq lists its product as uncharacterized. Bases 47 to 622 code for a protein of 191 amino acids. The transcript has a single exon. NCBI's taxonomy places the organism in Eukaryota, Viridiplantae, Streptophyta, Magnoliopsida, Poales, Poaceae. The record is from RefSeq and is a predicted model, not a curated record.
CAGGGCAAGAAGGCUCCUGUCCAAGCCCAUCAAAUUCUUCAAUGAAAUGCAAGAACUAUUCCUUAACAGCAGUGCUGAUGGUUCUCUUGCCAUGGACGCCAACACUUGUAUCAAUGAGACACAAGCUGAUGAAGAUAAUGAUUAUGAUGAUGACAUAUGCAAUGACUUGUCCAGCUAUGCUCCGCCUGAAGAUAAUCUAGGUGAUGAUUCAGACACUUUAUCUUCUCCUAUAAGUGGCCAGCCCAGCAUGGCAUCCCAAGUGGCUGAGCAUAGCUCAUCUAGCUUGGGAGUCAAGCGUCUAAGAAGUGAGGGAAAAGCACACAAGAGAGAUGUGAGACCAAAGAGCCGCAUGUCUAGGGUAGGAGAUGCAAUCACAACUACUUUAGUGGAACUUCAAAAUGACAUUAAGAAGCCACCACCACCUCCACCACCUAUGCGCAGCUCUGAUGAUAUAUUAUGGCAAAGACUUGAGAACAUGACUUUAACUACUGACCAAAAGCUGAUGGUAGGAACAUUUCUAGCAUCCAAAGAACAAAAUGGGAUGGGUAGUGUCUUAUCAGGCUCAUCCGAGGUAACAUUUCAGUCAUGGGUUUUCAAGUUUCUUAAUGAUUCGGGGAUGUGA